UGAAAAUAUUCAGUUUAAUCGGUCUCGUUAUUUUCACUGCACGACAUUCCGCAAAAUGGAGUCUAUAACUUUGUUGUUAAUUUUAAUUACCCUAUUUUUGGGUGCAAUUAUCGGUGCUCUAAUUCUCUAUCGUCAAACAAAUUUUUGGCAACAAAAGGGAAUUCCUUAUCUAAAACCAUUAAUACCUGUAUUAGGAAGUAUGUCAAUUAUUCUAUUUCGUCGCUCGUCUUUUUAUGAUGGUUUAAAUUUUUUAUAUAACAAAUUUCCAAACGCGAAAUAUUAUGGUAUGAUGAUUUUACAUACUCCUUUGCUUUUGGUUCGUGAUCCCGAUUUAAUCAAGGAAAUAUGUGUAAAAAAUUUCGAGAAUUUUGUCGAUCGUCGUAGUUUUAUGACUGAAGAAAUGGAUCCGGUUUAUGGAAAAAAUGUAUUUUCAUUGAAAGGCGAUCGAUGGAAGAAAAUGAGAAACACUCUGAGUCCAGCAUAUACAGCGGCUAAAAUGAAACUCAUGUUUGAAUUAGUUGAAAAAUGUGCUCGCGAUUUUGUUCAAUAUUUCAUUGAUCAUUCAAAUGAAGCAAAAUCUAUUGAAUUGUCAGAUGCAUUUACCAGAUAUUGUAAUGAUGUGAUAGCCACUGCAGCAUUUGGAAUUAGUGUUAAUUCUUUAAAGGAUCGAGAAAAUGAAUUUUACGAAAGGGGGAAAAAGUCCUUUAACUUGGGUAGUUCUAAACGUUUUAUUAAAAUUAUAGCUUUUCGACUUUUUCCAAAAUUGAUGCAUCUAUUGGGAAUAACAUUUCUUGCCAAGAAGUCUGAUCGUUUUUUCAAAAAAAUCAUUACGGAAACAGUUAUCACGAGGGAUGAGAAAAAUAUUAUUCGACCCGAUAUGAUACACUUGUUAAUGGAGGCUAGAAAUAAAGAUGAUAAUGAUUUGUCUAUGGAUGACAUUAUAGCACAGGGAUUUUUAUUUUUUUUGGCAGGAUUUGAUUCUUCAUCGGGUCUAAUGAAAUUUAUGGCUCAUGAAUUGGCAAUGAAUCCAGAAAUUCAAGACAGAUUGAGAAUCGAAGUUGACAGUCUUCUUAAGGAAAAUGAGAAUAUUGACGAUUUUUAUGGGAGGCUUUCUGAAUUGAAAUAUAUGGAUAUGGUACUUUCUGAAACAUUACGGAAGUAUCCGCCUAAUCCACUGUUGGACAGAUUGUGUGUGAAAGAAUACAAUUUUCCAAAAGCUACGCCGGACAGUAAAGAAUACACAGUAAAACCGAAAAAUGCCAUUUGGAUACCAAUUUAUGGAUUGCAUCAUGAUCCAAAAUAUUUUCCAAAUCCAGAAAAAUUUGAUCCUGAAAGAUUUAGUGAUGAGAACAAGGACAAAAUUCAUCCAUAUGCCUAUUUGCCAUUUGGUCUUGGUCCAAGAAAAUGCAUCGGGAACAGAUUUGCCUUAAUGGAGACUAAACUAAUUUUUGUUUUUAUUCUACUUAAUUUCACUUUGGAGCCUACUGAGAAAACUAAAUAUCCAAUUGAGUUUGCAAGAGGUGGUGGUGGACUUAAAGUCAAAGAUGGUUUAUGGAUCGCAUUUAAGAAACGAGUGUUUGACCAUCAACAAGAAAGUGUUCUUUAAAAUGUUUCUCAUGAAUCGUAUGCUAAAUAUUAUUCACCACAUAAUAAAUACUAAGAAAAUAAUUACUAAAUAUUAAUUACAAUUAAUAUUUACAGACUCUUCGAAUUAUUUGUUUAAAAAAUUCUUUCUAAUUUUAAUAUGACUCUAAAUAUUAAUAUAUACUAUGUCUCAAAAAUUAUAAUCUACGAUCAUCUACGAUUCGAUAAUUAGAACUAGACUAUAAACUAUUUUGAUAAGAAAAUUUCUAUUUUAGACAUAGCUUAAAGACUGAUAUAUUAUAUCUUAAUGCUAAACACAUUUAUAACAUUCAACAAUUUGACUUAUUUCUAAUUUUAGAAUUUCAUUUUUACAGAUAUAAAAUAUUUUUAUCUGGUAAAUUUGUAAUCGAUUUCAUUAAUUUAAAAUAAUUCUACUUCCAGUUGAAAAUGGACAAGUUUUAUUGAAUUUU
Messenger RNA from Leptopilina boulardi, 2054 nucleotides. Its product is annotated as cytochrome P450 9e2-like. Lineage: Eukaryota; Metazoa; Arthropoda; Insecta; Hymenoptera; Figitidae. The transcript has a single exon. The coding region runs from base 56 to 1606 and encodes 516 amino acids. Gene Ontology annotation, molecular function: monooxygenase activity; iron ion binding; oxidoreductase activity, acting on paired donors, with incorporation or reduction of molecular oxygen. The record is from RefSeq and is a predicted model, not a curated record.